AUGAGCCGGCCGGAGCAUCAGGCGCCGCCGGAGAUCUACUAUGGCGACACCGAGGCGCGGAAAUACACGGCAAACACACGCAACCAAGAUAUCCAGGCCGAAAUGGCGCUGCGUGCGAUCGAGCUCAUGGCGCUGCCGCCGCAUCGGCACCCUGCCCUGAUUCUCGACAUUGGGUGCGGCUCGGGCCUCUCUGGCGAGAUUUUGACCGAGAUGGGCCACGAGUGGAUUGGAUACGACAUCAGUCCCAGCAUGCUGAGCGUGGGCCUUGAGCGCGACGUCGAGGGCGAUAUGAUUCUGUCGGACGCAGGGCACGGCUGCAUGUUUCGUGCCGGCAGUUUCGACGGCGCGAUCUCCAUUUCGGUGCUACAGUGGCUGUGCAAUGCAGACACGUCGUACAACUCGCCCGGCGCGCGUCUGAGCACAUUCUUCACGACACUGUAUGCGUCGCUGACGCGCGGCGCGCGCUGCGUCUUUCAGUUCUACCCCGAGAACGACGACCAAGUCCAGUUUAUCAUGUCGCAGGCGACCAAGGCCGGCUUUGGCGGCGGUCUCGUCGUCGACUAUCCCAACUCGGUAAAGGCCAAGAAGAUCUACCUUGUGCUCUGGGUCGGCGGUGAAAUGAUGGUCGGCCCCAACGGCGAGGGCCAAGGCGUGAAGCAGGAGCUGCCCAAAGCGCUCGAGUUUGACGCGCCGGGCGCCGGCCAAGUGCGCCACGAGACGCGCAAGGCGGGCGACCCGCGGCGCGAGCGCACUAUGAAAAAGAAGGGCGAGUCUAUGAAGCAAUAUAUCCAGCGCAAGAAGGAUCUCGACCGCUCACGCGGCAAGGCCGUACCCCACGACUCCAAGUACAGCGGCAAGAAACUGCCGGCGCGGUCGGACCAGACGGAUGCGUUUCAUGCGCUGCUGCGCGAGUGCCAGAGCAAAGGCAUUGAGUCGGAGCCCGCACCGAAACCGAGUGCGGCUGUGGCCAAGCAGCGUGCGGCGGCCGAGUCGUGGACCAAAGAGGCCUAUCGCGUAAAACGGCACAUUGCGUCGCUGUACACGUUCCUCGCGACGAUCAGGCGGCCGUACCUGGACAUUUCGUCGAAAGGGCGGCGCGCAGGUCGCCCGGAUAGCGACGCGGGUCCGUCCGGCGACGAAAGCAAAAAGGAAGACGCGUUUGCCAAGUGGCAGCACAUUACCACGCUCACCGACGCGGAGCGUGACGAAAUCGACUUUCAGGUGAAGCUGGUGAUUAAGCAGUGCCUUGACCGCGUGCAGGAGCUCGAGCGGGGCGAGAAGCUCCGAAAGCAGGCGGUAGACAAGUCGCUGCAGUCGGCGGGCGGCACGGCCUUUGCGCCGCUCAUGCUGCUCAAAGGCGGCGCGAUCGCGCGGCAGCAGGCUGCGUCUGACGCCGUCGCCGCGCACCAUGCGGCGGUGACACAGUACCUGUCCGAGCAGCUUGCGCGUGCCUCGUCGAUCCAGGCGACGCUCCAAGCGCGGCGCGUCGACGCGCAGCAGCAGCGGCACCAAAAGCUGUCGGACGGCGUGAAGCACGCGCGGCACGGCAGCCAGCACGAUGCGCCGGACCUUGCGCUGCGCGGCAGCGUCGGGGCGCUCGACGGCCAGCCUGGCAAAGACGUGACGCAGGAGCUGUCCAAAGAGCAGGUGCAGGUCUUUGAAGAGGAGGCCUCGGCGCUGAUCCAGUCGCUGCAGAACGAUCUGCAGGCGAUCCAUGUCGCCGAGCAGCAAUUGCACGACAUUUCCGAGCUGCAGACGCGAAUUGUGCAGCAUCUGCAGGAGCAGAACGAGCAUACCAACCAGCUGCACACCGAGGCGGCGGGCCACGGCGAGCAGGUCACGUCCGGCAACCAGCAGCUGCGCAAGGCCAAAGAGCGCAACCGGCAGGCGAACCGGUUCCUGUCGCUGUUCUUUGUGGUGAGCGGUUUACUGCUGCUGUUGAUGCACUGGCUCGACUAG
Molecule: messenger RNA, 1959 nt
Organism: Malassezia japonica
Lineage: Eukaryota; Fungi; Basidiomycota; Malasseziomycetes; Malasseziales; Malasseziaceae
Gene: BUD23
Product: 18S rRNA (guanine(1575)-N(7))-methyltransferase
Exons: 6
Coding region: 1-1959 (652 amino acids)
Biological process (GO): rRNA (guanine-N7)-methylation
Cellular component (GO): nucleolus
Molecular function (GO): rRNA (guanine) methyltransferase activity
Source: RefSeq, a predicted model, not a curated record